AUGGUGAAAAAUACGAGCGAAGAAUCGAUGACGAAUGAAGAAGAAAUAACGGAAAAAAAUGAUGGUUUGAAAAAUGAAGAAUCAAACGAUGAUAAUUGGAACGUUAAAAAUCCAUCGGAAAAUGGCGAAUCUUUUUCCGAUCCUUUCCAACAUCAAAAAGAACAUAUAGAAAAUUUCGAAAGUGUUACCGCGACCGAAGGAGGAGGACAAGUUGAAGAACAAACUCAAAUGACGACGACAACAAUCGAAACAAUGGUACCCAAAUUUAAAAUUACAGGAAACCAAGAAAACAUUUGGCGUGAUGUUGAUUCAAUCAGUUUAGGCUUUCCAUGUACUUUUGAUUCUCAGUGCCAAAGAGAAGAUACCGAGUCAAAGUGUAUUAAUGGUAUUUGCGAUUGUGUCGUAAAAAAUAACGGAACUAAUUUAUGCGACAAGGAUAAUACGGGUUGUGCUCCAGAAACCUUUCAGUGUCGAAGUUCCGGUUUGUGUAUAAGUUGGUUUUUUGUUUGCGAUGGAAGAAAUGAUUGUCCUGACGGAAGUGAUGAACAAUGUCAAGGACCUGUUUGUCCUUCUUAUUCUUUUCAAUGUUCAUUCAAUGGAACAUGUGUUUCAUUAGCUGUUUUGUGCGAUGGUAAAAAAAAUUGUCCGAAUGGAGAAGAUGAAAAAUUUUGCAUGGCGGAACAUAGAAAAGAAUCAAAAAAUUGUCCGGAAAAUACGUUCCAGUGCGGAAACGGACAAUGUUUACCAAAAUACGAAUUUUGUAACGCGAUACCCAAAUGCGCGGAUGGAACGGACGAAUCUCCAGAAUUGUGCAGAUCGGAUAAUUUCAACAGGAAUUAUUACAACAGCGAAAAAAAAACAAUUAAUUUAAUUAAUAAUAAUAAUGAUAAUUAUUGCCCUAUGAAAUGUGAAAAUGGAAGAUGUAGAUCAACGGCCAUACUUUGUUCUGGAAGAGACGGUUGCGGAGAUAACAGUGACGAAUCACAAUGUUCCGUUUGUCGUUGUCCGAAAAUAUCUCGAAUUCGAUACGAUUUUCAAAUUGGUUUUUCUUUUAAAGAAUUAUUUUCGAAAUUUUAA
Molecule: messenger RNA, 1077 nt
Organism: Pediculus humanus corporis (human body louse)
Lineage: Eukaryota; Metazoa; Arthropoda; Insecta; Psocodea; Pediculidae
Product: low-density lipoprotein receptor, putative
Exons: 7
Coding region: 1-1077 (358 amino acids)
Molecular function (GO): protein binding
Source: RefSeq, a predicted model, not a curated record